UUCAAUUAAAGAAAAAGUUUGAACAGUUAUCAUGACAAAGGAGUUCAACCAACAAGCAGAGAUAUGUGUGGAGUUAGAAACCUUGUGGCAAGCUCUGUCCAAAGAUUUGAUAGUAACAAUACCAAAGAUUAUACCAAACAUUGUGAAAGAUGUCAAAGUGAUUGAAGGCAGUGGAGGGAUUGGUACCAUCUUGCUUUUGACUUUCUUCUCAGGUCUAUCUCCGGUAAGUUACCAGAAGGAGAAGAUCACAGUGCUUGAUGAUUCUUCCCAUGAAAUUGGGUUGCAAGUGGUUGAAGGAGGAUACUUGAAUCAAGGUUUCUCAUUCUACAAAACAAGUUUCAAGCUAUCUACCACAGAAGAGGAUAAGACAAUGGUUAAUGUGAAGAUUUCUUAUGAUUAUGAGUUGGAAAUUGAGGAAAGUGAAUUUCCAAUGAAAACAUUAGAAUCUGCUUUACACUUUCUUAGAUGCUUAGAAACAAAUUUGUUGAAUGAUGCUUGAGCAUAAUGUUAUUGUCUUCCAAGAAUGUUUGAAUGUUACUUUUAUGUGCCUAAUUAAUGAAAAGAAUAAUGUUGACCUUUUGAAAUUAUGUUUUGUAAAGGCCUAAGGAGGAUCUGUCCUAUUUGGAAAUGGAUUCUUUGGAGUUAUGAGUUUUGUUUGGAGCAAAUUUUGUUUGUUGGAUGAA
Molecule: messenger RNA, 683 nt
Organism: Medicago truncatula (barrel medic)
Lineage: Eukaryota; Viridiplantae; Streptophyta; Magnoliopsida; Fabales; Fabaceae
Product: phytohormone-binding protein CSBP
Exons: 2
Coding region: 32-499 (155 amino acids)
Biological process (GO): defense response; abscisic acid-activated signaling pathway
Cellular component (GO): cytoplasm; nucleus
Molecular function (GO): abscisic acid binding; protein phosphatase inhibitor activity; signaling receptor activity
Source: RefSeq, a predicted model, not a curated record